AUGAACGCCUUGCGCUGCCAGCAGUUUUGGAUGCACGAGCUGCAGCCCAUGACCCACGACACCUUCUCCCUUCCCCAAUUGGAGCUGAUGGACUUCAUGCGGCAAAGAGGGCUGACCACGGCAGCAGCUGAUGAUGUGCUGGGCAGGCUGGAGCGCUCUGGGAUGGUGCUGACGCUGGCGGGCACCGUCAUCCUGCGGCCCGGGGAGGUGGCCGAGGCCCUCUCGCUGACCACCCGGCAGCGGCUGGCGGCGGCGGAGCGCGAGCUGUGCCAGCUGGAGGGGCAGCAGUCGGCAGUGGGGCGGCGCGCCAGGCUGCGCCAGCAGACGCUGAUGUGGAGCGGGCUGGCCUCGCAGGUCGCCCUGUGGGCUGUCGUCUUCCGCCUCACCUUCUACGAGCUGUCGUGGGACGUGAUGGAGCCAGUCUGCUUCCUGGUCUCCUCGGCGCAGGCGCUGGCCGCCUACUUCUAUUUCAUGGUCUACCGCAAGGAGUUCAACUGGGAGAGCGCGCUGGAGCGGCAUGUGGGUCGGUGGGAGGCCGAGGAGCUGCAGCGCUGCGGCUGGGACAGGGGCACGUACGUGCAGCUCAAGGCAGAGGUGCAGCGCCUGGCCGACCUGCUGCAGGCGCAGCAGCGGGCGCAGCAGCAGCAGCGGCCGGCAGGCGGGGCGGCGGCAGGGGCAGCGGAAGCAGGCAUGGAAGCAACAGGCGGGGAUGCAGCGGAUGAGAGGCAGCAGCAUGUGGGGCCGCAGCCCAGCGUGUGGCUGGGGGUUUCCAUAUUCCUACACUGGGGGCGCACCUACGUCCGGGCCGGGCGCAAUGGGGACACCCUCAACAACAGAGAGGCUGAGAUCCAGGAGCUGCUGCACCUGCCGCUGCGCCACCCGCCCCUGGUGCGGCUGCUGGUUCUGCGUCGCAGGCGCGUGGCGCAGAUUGAGGCGGAGGCGGCCGAGCACCACGUGUGGCAGAGGCAGCAGGUUCUGGAGCAGCGGCAGCGGCAGCGGCAGCGGCAGCGGCAGAGGCAGGAGGAGCGGCAGGAGCAGGAGCCGCCGUCGCCGCCGCCGCCGCCGCAGCAGCGGCGGGACCCCGCGCUAGCAGACCUGCCGGGCUGCCCGCGCGCCGACUGCGAGCUGGGCAGCGCCCCAGCCGAGCUGCAGCCGUGGAUGCUGCCCGAGCUGGUGGAGAGCAUGACGUGCGAUCUGUGGACCUUCUGCAUCGGCGACGCCAAGCUGUAUGCGCGCAUGCUCCUGUCAGAGUGGGUGGUGGCGCGGAGCACGCGCCGCUACGUGGAGGCAGCGGGGGUGCCCUUGGCAGCACGCCCAGAGAUCGAGCAGCGGGUGGCCGGCUAUGUGUUGCGGCUGCUGGAGCCAUACAUGGCGGCGGAGGCGGGGGCGGAGGCGCUGCCGCCGCCGCCGCCCAGCUGGCAGCCGCACGCCGAGGAGCAGCAGCAGCAGCAGGUGGCAGGCCUGCGGGCGGAGGAGGAGGCAGCGGAGCAGCAGCAGCAGCAGCAGCAGGCCGCGGCCGGGCAUGCCGCUCUCCAGCCCAUCCGCGGCGACUAUGUGGGGCGGCUGCUGUGGUGGGCAUCCACCCUGGGCGUGGAGCGGCGGCUGCAGGUGACUUAUGACCUGGCGCAGCGUGUGCGCGGCUCCAUCAGGGCAGCGCAGCCGGUGAUUGCGGCUCAGGCGGCGGCGGCGGAGGCGCCGCUGCGUGCGCUGGAGAAGGCCUGGGGCGUCAUCAUGCUGGUGUGCUUCAGGAUGCAGCAGUACCAGCGGGAGGACUGCCAUCUCGUGGAGGGGCUGCCGUCUGUUGGAGACUUGCUGUCGCGGCAGCCGGCCGCCUGCGAGGCGGCUGCAACGGCGGCGGAGGCGGCGGCAGAGGCGGUGACGGCGGAGGACGACGCAGCCCGGGUCUUCAGGGGUCUCCUGGCGGUGGUGGUCGCUGCCCUGGAGGCGGCGGCCGAGGCGGCCCGGGUGUUUGCCUUUGAGAUUUUUCAUGUGGAGGUGAUCUGA
Chlorella variabilis is the source of this 2004-nucleotide messenger RNA. RefSeq lists its product as hypothetical. Gene Ontology annotation, molecular function: uniporter activity; calcium channel activity. The record is from RefSeq and is a predicted model, not a curated record. Bases 1 to 2004 code for a protein of 667 amino acids. Gene Ontology annotation, cellular component: uniplex complex; mitochondrial inner membrane. The transcript is spliced from 10 exons. Gene Ontology annotation, biological process: mitochondrial calcium ion homeostasis; calcium import into the mitochondrion. Lineage: Eukaryota; Viridiplantae; Chlorophyta; Trebouxiophyceae; Chlorellales; Chlorellaceae.